Tetrahymena thermophila SB210 is the source of this 3468-nucleotide messenger RNA. Its product is annotated as transmembrane protein, putative. The record is from RefSeq and is a predicted model, not a curated record. The transcript has 2 exons. NCBI's taxonomy places the organism in Eukaryota, Ciliophora, Oligohymenophorea, Hymenostomatida, Tetrahymenidae.
AUGUUGACUUUUGGAGAUAGUUAAACUGAACCUUCUUCAACAGAAGAAGAGAAGAAAAAGAACAUAAAAAAUUUGAACAAAAGCAGUAAAGAGUUGAGUAAAAACUACACUAGAGAAUUGACAAGGGAUUCAGAUGGAUAAGAAUAAUAAAAUAGGGCUUUAUCAGAUACUAAUAGCGAAUAAGCCAAUAUAGAUACAGUGAAGGACUCAAAUAAAAGAAAUAACAAUUCAAACACAGGUAUUUACUAAAAUUAAGUGAAUGGUUUUGAAGCAAAAAGUUUUGACAAUAGUUAGCAAGCUGAAGCAAAUAAUUCAGAACAGUAAACUAUAAAGCUAAAUAUUAUGUCACCGAAAGUGAAUAGAUAGAUAAAAUAUGCAAAUUUCGAAGAUUUAACAAAUUAGCAAAAUCAAAAAGAGAUUAUUUAGGCAAAGCAUGUGUCAAGGGAAGAUACCUUUAAGAAUUCAAAUAUGAUAAAAAGAGAAAUUCAAUAAUAAUAGCAUAUUAAUUCUAGUAACGAUUUGUUUGUUGAUGAUUUUAGCAUAAGCAAGAACAUUUUCUAGUUCAUAAUAUUGCAGUUAAUGAUAAUAUUUGAAAUAGUUUCAACAAUGUUUGUCAGCUCUAUUUUUUUUAGUGAGGACUUACAAUAUAGCUUGAUUAUUUAUAUUUCACUAUUCUUUUUGCUUGGACUUGCUUCAGUGAUUCUUCCUAAAAUCUAAAAAUUAAGAAAACAUUUGAUCCAAAUAAUGACUUUCUUGCGUUUUAUAGUGUUAAUUAUUUACAUUGAAGGCAGAGUUAUUGGUAUGUAUUCGAGUUUAGAAAGAAAUAUUAAUAAUUAAAUAAAAUCAUAAGUAAACCAUGCAGUAGAAAUGCUAAAUUAAGAUAAAUAGCAAUAAGAUCAGACGAAUAUUAACUACUAAAUUCUUAACUCAAGGUAUUUAUUUACUUAGGCAGUUUAUAUUGGCUGCUUAUUAAUAUGCCUUAUCUCAACAUCUUAUAAGUCUGCUAGCAACUUUUUAGGUUCUACUAAAAACGCAAUCCUAACGAUUAUAACUAUCCUUUAUGUGCAACUAAGAUUAUGUGAUUUUAGUGAAAUUUCUUUGGUUCAAAUUUCUUUAACAUUUUUUCUAGUUGUAACGGUUUUUAUUACUCUAUUAUUCUAAAAUUACAUAGUCUUUUUUCUCUUCAAAAGUUUAAGCCCUUAACAAAAUAUACUUGGAAUAUAAAAUUAAGAUUCAAAUUAGAACCCUUCUUUUAUAGUUUCACCUAGAUUUGGUGAAAUACAAACAAAUCAAUAAAAUGAAGUUAACUAAGAAUAAAUCAUUAAUUACAAUUUAAAAAAUUUGAGUAUUUAAAAGGCCGCGCGUUUAUAUGGAAUAAACUAUUAAAAUGAAGGUGAAAGUCAAAGAUAGUCAGGACAGGAUUUAGAUGAUGAUGAUAAUAAUAAUAAUAAUAACAUAUAGAAUAUCUAAAAUUUGAACUUUCUUUCCCCAAAAAAUAAUAUUGGAAGUCUUUAAAUAAUAACUCCUAGAGAUGAAUUAGACUCAAAGAGAGAGAUGUAUAAUGAAAUAUAAAAGCAAGGCAUAAAUUUAAAUCAAAAUGGCUAAUAAGAAUAGUUUUCACCAACAGAUGAUAAUCACUAAAAUAAUAACAAUAUUAAAUAUAGUAGUAAUAGGUAAGUUAAUUGUUAGAAUGAUGUUUUUUUUAAGGUUUAAAGUGAUUAAAAAAUAGGCUCAGACACAUUUAAUCAAGAAAAAUAUCAAAAUGAUAUUUAGCCUAACGAAGAAAGUAUGAGAAAAUCAAUAAAUUUUUAUGAUGAAUAGAUUUCAGACAACAACUAGUUUGAAAAGUAAAUGCAAGAGAAUUACAAUAAUAAUGAAGAAUAUGAUAUAUAAGAUAAUGAAUUACCAGAUUAAUCAUUAUUUGAAGGAGAUAAAAGUGACAUGAAAGUAGUUACUGAUCAUUCUACAAUCUAGAUUAACCCAAAUAAAAAAGAAUUGUCUCCAGUAGUAUAAGUUGAAGCUGAAGGAAGCGAAGAACAGACUAAAUGGAAGAUUCUAAAAUAAGCUAGAGAUGCUUUGCAAAUAAGGAAAAAACUAGAGUAGUAGUAGAAUAAAUUAAAGGUUUACAAUAACAUGACUUAAAAGAAUGGGCUGGAAAAAUAAAUUUUAGAUUUAGAGUAAAGACUUGAAAUGCAAGACAUGAUAUUAAAUAAUAUUAGCAAUGGUAUAAUCAUAAUAUAGAAAGACACUAACGAAGUUGUCUAUGUUAAUAAAUAGGCUUGCUAAAACUUAAAUUGCUCUCUUGAAUAGGUUUUUAAUACUCUGAUGUCUUUGAAAAAUGUGAAUACUCUUAAAGAUGAAGUAUCUAAUUUUUCAGAACUCCUUCAGUAAUUUGAUCAUCCAAUAUAACUCUCGUAGCUUUCUACUUUGAAGGGGCUUUUCAUUAAUCAUGAUAAAUAAAGAGAAAUAAUGAUUUGCAUUCAACCUGAUUCUUUUUAGAGCCAUUAAAACUAAUUAGAAAAGAGAAAUCUAAAACCAGGAAUCAGCAAUCAAGCUCCAAAUAACUAAAUGACUGUUGAUAAAAAUGCUACAAACUUUACUCUCAAAAACUAUUUAGAUCAAACUUAAUUCCUGCAAAUUGAGGUAGAUCAAGUAAGAAAUCAAAAAUAAAGAUACAUGGUUUUUAAUAUUAAUAUUAUAACUUGGAACAAUCCUUAUAAUGUUAUUCACACAACAACAUUAAAAAUUCAGUAUUUUAUAAGAAAAAUGAUUUCUGAGCUUUCGUUAGAUAUAAAUGAUAUCAGAGAAUAUUUCUAAGCUGUAAAUAAUUAAUCUAUUUAGAAGCUGGACUGCAAUGGAUGCAUAGGAAAAGUUGAUUGUAUGUCAGAAUUUUUGUAGGACUUUGCCACUUCAUCAUUAUUGAUAAGCAGUACUUUCAUUCCGAUAAAACAGCAGCUCAACCUUUAGCAUCUAAUUUAAAGUGUGCUUGAAAAGAUGAAAAUAAGAUCUUCUUCAAAGCAAUACUACUUUAGUUUGCAAUAUGAUUCAGUAUGUCCAUAAGUAGUAUAUUCAGAUGUUAAGCGUUUAGAUAGAGUAUUUUACAAUUUGAUCUUGUACUUUAUAGACACUAAUGACAAAGCUUACAUCAAAAUUAAAGUUUUACCCUCUUUCUCAAAUAGUACCCCAAAGAAGAAGUUAAAAAUUUAAAUAAUCUGUUCAAAGAGUUAAACAGAAGAUACUCCAACCAACUCAAGCGAAGCUUAAGGUUAAAAGAAAAAAAUUAAUUCUGGUGUAAAAUUUUCUCUAUCUCAAAAGAAGGCAUAAAUAACUAAUGUGUAUAUGCUAGAAAAUAUGCAUUAUGGAGUUCUUCUAAGUAAUAGUAUAAUCUAAAAGUUAGAGCCAGAUGAUUAAGGAAUCGUUUUCUAAUCUGGAUCAAAUACCACCUUUACUUUCUAACUCUCUAUUUGA